AUGCUCAACUCAACUGGGGAAAGGGAAGACGAUAAUCAUCCAGGAGGAAAAACAGAUCCUAUUUUUGGUAACCGUUCAACCCUUCCUGACGUGAAAAACGACUUGGUACUCCUCGAGAACCAGAUACCUUUCCUUGUGCUUGAGAAGUUGUUCGCACUCACGGUGGGUCGGAUCCAGGAUCGCCUCGACAACUUGUCACUCACCGAUUAUGUGCGGAAGUGCUAUAGCGGAUGGAUGAGUACUAAUUGGUGUUCGCCCAGAGAUUGUGUCCUUAGAGUUUUUGGUUGUACAGCAGCAGAAGAAGAAGAAGAAGGUCAAAAUGGUAACAUUGAUGAUCACCGUACUGCCAAGUACUAUCAUAUCCUCCAUAACCUACAUGAUGUUUACCUUCCUCCUCAUGAUCAAACAAAACAGAUACAACUUGAUUAUAAAGAAAUGCCUUCGGCAUCGGAACUCGUCUAUGCAGGAGUCAAGUUUGUUCCCGAUGCAGGAAACGAUCUGUUCACUGAACCUAAAGGCCUAUUUUGGUGGUGUCAUAGGGCUCGUUUCGAAAUCCCACCACUCGUGAUAGACGACCACACGGAGUCAUACCUCAGGAACCUCAUUGCCCUUGAACAGUGCUGCCCAGGCGUUUCGAUGCACGUUUCGUCCUAUGCGUUCGUAAUGGACUUGCUCGUUGACAAUGAAAAAGAUAUCCAAGUGUUCGAAAAGGCUGGAGUCCUGAGGAACUGUUUGGGGGGUCCCGCCGAGGACGCCGCCGAUAUAUUCAACAAGCUAUGCAAGGAAAUCGCUUUAGGAGAAUACUUCACUGACACGCGCAGCAAAGCCACCAAGUAUAGCAAGCGUUUUUGGCCCAAGAAUAUGGCACACGUAAAACGCACGUAUUUUGGUUCUCCGUGGACGUUCAUAGCUUUCUGUGUUGGCUUCAUUGUUUUUAUCAUGGCGGUUCUCCAAUUCGUCCACGAUUUCUUUAAGAAAAGCGGAUGA
This is a messenger RNA of Rhododendron vialii, 987 nucleotides long. RefSeq names its product UPF0481 protein At3g47200-like. The record is from RefSeq and is a predicted model, not a curated record. Bases 1 to 987 code for a protein of 328 amino acids. NCBI's taxonomy places the organism in Eukaryota, Viridiplantae, Streptophyta, Magnoliopsida, Ericales, Ericaceae. The transcript is spliced from 2 exons.